Trichoderma harzianum CBS 226.95 is the source of this 171-nucleotide messenger RNA. RefSeq lists its product as hypothetical. The record is from RefSeq and is a predicted model, not a curated record. The transcript has a single exon. The annotation marks the transcript as partial. Lineage: Eukaryota; Fungi; Ascomycota; Sordariomycetes; Hypocreales; Hypocreaceae.
AACAUUAAAACAAACAGGCUAAGCGACAAACUCGAUUUCAAGAAACUUAGACUUUAUAAAAUUUUAAGAAAAAUCGGAGAAGUAAACUAUGAACUUGAACUUCCAGAACGACAGGAAAAACAAGGAAAACAUAUGCAUCCAAUAUUUCACAUCUCCCUGCUAGAAAAAGCA